CUGCAAUUGACAAAAGGAUCAUUAAUAACCUUGACAGUUCCAUACUUGAAAUUUCCUCUUGGUUUGAAGAUAACAAUAAUGUUGGCGUUAGUAACAGCAAUGAUAAUAAUCUGGAAGAUGAACCAGAAAUUAAUAGAGAAGUAAUCGAUAAUGUUGAUGAAGUUAAUGGAAUGGAAAAUAGAACUAGAAGAUCAUAUCAGUAUAAGCCAGGAACAGUGGCCUUACGUGAAAUAAGACAUUACCAAAAAACCACCAAUAGAUUAAUUCGCAUGUUACCUUUUCAACGACUUGUAAAGGAAAUAGCUCAAAGUAUUAGACCAGAUAUUCAUUUCCAAUCUAUUGCAAUUAGUGCUCUACAAGAAGCUUCUGAGUCCUAUUUGGUUUCUUUAUUUGAAGGCACAAAUCUAGCUGCUAUUCAUGGUAAACAAAUCACAAUACAACCAAAAGAUAUGCAACUCGCACGUUGUAUUCGUGCUGUAUUUUUUGUUGAUCAAUAUUCAUCACUUCUGCCAUAUGUCACCAAAAAAAAGGUG
This is a messenger RNA of Entrophospora candida, 533 nucleotides long. The record is from the annotation of a GenBank genome assembly. NCBI's taxonomy places the organism in Eukaryota, Fungi, Glomeromycota, Glomeromycetes, Entrophosporales, Entrophosporaceae.